Molecule: messenger RNA, 4005 nt
Organism: Apus apus (common swift)
Lineage: Eukaryota; Metazoa; Chordata; Aves; Apodiformes; Apodidae
Exons: 2
Coding region: 1283-2233 (316 amino acids)
Source: RefSeq, a predicted model, not a curated record
AAUAAAACUCUGUUUGUUAAUCAAAUCAGGCUUUCUUAAAGGCUGGUGAAAAAUCACAAUGUUUUGACACUUCACAUACCUAAAGUACAGCUAUCUGGUGUGCUGUAACACUCCAAAGGGAAGAGCUAAGUUGUGCGAUAAGCUGUAAAGGGUCACCCAUAGGACACCGAUGAAGAUGAGGAGCCUUCAGCCUCACGACCACCAGGAGGCGGGAUAAGACCGACCCCCUAGCAACACGUGGCUCAGACACAGAACAGACCAGGAAGGACACAUAUACGGGAACCAGAAGAGUAUAUAAUCAGCUCCUUCCGGGAAGUGGGUGCACGCCGUUGGCGGAGCAAAGACUCCCCGGCCGCCCGGCGCUGUUCUGCUUGCUGCCGCUUGCUUAAUAAACUAAUUUGAUUAAUUGGGCUGGUUCCUGUCAAUGACUGGGCCGCAAUCUAGAACAGAUUUGGUGCCGUGACUCGGAUAGAGGCAGUCUGGCUGCAAACCUCACGGGGGGGUCGCCCCGCUGAGUGAGCGGCCCCUGAUGAGGGUUUUUACACCCAGAGCCUCUACCGGCGAGCUCGAAAUUCGGCAGCAAACAAAUAAAAGCCGGCAACCCCGUAAACUUUGUGCACGAAGACUCAGGAGUGAGGCCUUAUCUCGUUUUACUCACCACAGAAACAGCCAUCCGGACAGCAGAGAGAGGCUGGACCCGUGCGAGCCGUGUAAAAGGACCAUUAAAAGACUAUUCUUGGGAAGUCACAAGCCCACCUGGAGAUCUGAAGAUUGACUUCAGGAGGUUGUAAAUGGACACACAUAUAACUGUGGUACAAGUGAGCGACUGCAGCAUAUCGGUGGGGUACGGUUGAUACAGGGGACAUAAGAAUCAAGUGUGACAUUCCGAGCUGUAACUGUUCUCCUUUUUAUUUGUUUUAUUUGUAAAGGGUGUUGAGAACGGUGGGGGACCCAUUGCCGUUACGGGAUACCCCCUCGAGGGGUUUGCCAACCUUGUGGGGACAAAGAGCGUGAGUUCACCAAAUUGGCUCUAGACAUACAAAUAUUUAAUGGUGAAAUCCAGGAGCAAUCUAGUGAAUGGCGGGAGAUAUUUGCACGGGCUAUAAAACCCAAGUAGUAUUGCUAUCACCCUAGCGAACCUGCUCCAUUUGUAAUUGACAUUAUUAUAGUGUGUUGUUGCAAGACACUUAAAGGGGUUCAGUGCGAUUCACCUGAAAUACACAGAAGCAAGCGACUAAAAAUUGCAUUUAUUCUCCUGAAGACUACCCCUGCUGCCGAGAAGAUGAUACCCCUCGUGACUCGAAACAACCGAGUCGACGAGCGAGGCAGAGGAGUAAAAAACUGUGGAGAACAGAACCCAAAGAGUGGGACUGUACCAAGACACUGGGAGGACUGCCUCAGUGUUAACCAAUGGAAUCGCACGAAACGCCCCGGGAGGAGUGAUAGCACUGAAAAGGACUGGGUAACUGGAGUGAGUGUUCAAACUAAACUUAUCAACCGCCCGGGUUUCCACCCUCCUCGACACACUCUAAUUCUAAUUCUACUAAAUCUUGUAAGUGUACACGGAUACUCUCACCAACCAUUUAAAUGGACAUUAAGUAGGUGGGAGGAUCAUCACGUGAUUCAAACUGUCACUAGUCCUGGGGCACCAACAUUUAAAACACACUUAUGUGAGUUAGCUCCCAUAAAACCCUGUUUAAAUCUUAUGGGGCAUUAUCUGUGUCCAAGCUCCAAUCCCGGGAGAACAUAUUGCAAUGCUCCCAACCAGUAUUAUUGUGCUUAUUGGGGAUGUGAAACGAUCGCCUCAAAUUGGAACCCAGGAGCAGGGCCAGAUAGGUAUUUGACAGUUAAAUGGGGCUCUGAGGGAUGCAGGCCCCCCCAUCGUGACCGAUCUGGGGGAAUUAUCAGUCCCGGAAAUUGCACCCAUCUAGAAUUAACUAUACAACAACCUCUUGAUGAGGGGUGGCUUCUGGGAAGAACUUGGGGAAUACGGUAUUGGGAACCUGGAACCGAUAGAGGGGGACUCAUUUACAUAAAGAAAGAAAUAGUCCCUAAUGACCCUGAUCUGGUGGGACCGAAUGAGGUACUAGCGGGAGAAAUAUCCCUCUCGUCGGAUAAGGGGAUACGUAAUGGAACAGAUACUGAGACUACUACAACAUCAGCAACACAUAUUAACACCCAGGAACCUAGGGGCAAUUCUCUUUGGAAAUUGGUGCCAGUUAUCAAGUAUUGAAUGCUACUUAUCCAAACUUGACAGAGCACUGCUGGCUGUGCUAUAACAUUCGACCACCUUUUUAUGAGGCAAUUGGGAUAACUGCUAACCCUAAACGAAUCAAUGGGUCAAACCCCUCACAAUGUCUGUGGAAAAACGAAACCAGUCAGAGCCAGGGAAUUACAUUGGCUCAAGUAACCGGGCAAGGGAGGUGCAUUGGGAACGUGCCCCACAAUAAGAAGCACUUGUGUAAAGCCAUGAUCCCCUCAAAUAGGAAACCACCAGCUGACUGGUUAUUACCAGCAAAGAAUACCAAAUGGGUCUGCUCCUCCACUGGAGUAACUCCUUGCUUAUCCCUGAAAUUAUUCAAUGAAAGCCAGGAUUAUUGUAUCCAAGUGUAAAUAGUUCCUAAAAUUAUCUAUCACCCAGAGGAAUUUGCCUAUGAAUAUCAAACAGUCCCAAAACAUCAUUUGAAUAAACGAGAACCCUUUACAGCCCUAACAGUAGCUACGCUGGUAGCUUUAGGUGCAACUGGAGUUGGUACAGGGACAGGCUCCUUAAUUCAACAAAAUCAACAAUUCAAUUCCCUUAGAGCAGCUGUAGAUGAAGACCUAGAAAAAGUAGAGAAAUCUAUUAGUGUUUUAGAAGCCUCCCUGAGAUCCUUAUCAGAAGUAGCAUUACAAAACCAUCAAGGAUUGGACUUACUGUUUGCACAGCAAGGGGGGUUGUGUGUUGCUCUAGAUGAGGAAUGCUGCGUAUACGCAGAUCACGCUGGAGUAGUUAGAGACACCAUGAAAAAACUACGAGGAUUAGAAAAAAGAAAGAAAGAAAGAGAAGCACAGCAAAGUUGGUAUGACUAGUGGUUCAAUUAUUCCCCAUGGAUGACUACACUAUUGUCUACCAUUGCGGGACCCAUGAUACUAUUAAUAUUGGGAUUAACAUUUGGCCCUUGUAUAUUGAACAAAGUAAUUGAAAUUGUAAAGGGCAGACUGGAAGCUGCCCAUUUAAUGCUUAUCAGGGCUAAAUAUGAGCCAUUAGAUAAGGAAUCAGCAAUGGAAGAAACAUUAGCUCCAAAACUAACUCCAAAAGAUUUGAUGAACAAAAUGGUAAAAGGGGGGAUUGUAAUGAAUAAAACUCUGUUUGUUAAUCAAAUCAGGCUUUCUUAAAGGCUGGUGAAAAAUCACAAUGUUUUGACACUUCACAUACCUAAAGUACAGCUAUCUGGUGUGCUGUAACACUCCAAAGGGAAGAGCUAAGUUGUGCGAUAAGCUGUAAAGGGUCACCCAUAGGACACCGAUGAAGACGAGGAGCCUUCAGCCUCACGACCACCAGGAGGUAGGAUAAGACCGACCCCCUAGCAACACGUGGCUCAGACACAGAAUAUACCAGGAAGGACACACAUACGGGAAUCAGAAGAGUAUAUAAUCAGCUCCUUCCGGGAAGUGGGUGCGCGCCGUUGGCAGAGCAAAGACUCCCCAGCCGCCCAGCGCUGUUCUGCUUGCUGCCGCUUGCUUAAUAAACUAAUUUGAUUAAUUGGGCUGGUUCCUGUCAAUGAUUGGGCCGCAAUCUAUAACAAUGAGAUGAUCAUCAUCUCUCACCUGGGAAAAGUACUAUAUGCCUUUUAAUAACUGCAGAAUGUGGAAAUGCUUAAUAUAAUUAAUUAUGUCCUACAGUCUUUAUUACUUGCAAGUAGUCCCAUUAAUACUGGUGAUUGUUGAAGUUACUUCUGUGGCUGUCUGCCGAAUAAAGAUUCAGGACCUACAAAUUAAAAUCAAGUCACCCAUACUGAAAAA